AUGAGAACUCGGAGAUCCAAUCGCACGAAGCGAUAUACGAUAGAGAAGUACGACUUCGAAGGUAGUUCCGACGAAGAAACUCUCGAUCGCGCUUCCAAGCACGCAGAACGGGAUGAAAACUUUGAUGAGGCUGCCGCUGCAGAAGAAAGUGCCGAAGAGCUCGCCCUCGGCCAAGAGCACGACGAAAAUGAUGAUGCAGAAUCCGACGGUCCUGUGAGCGAACCAGAUGGCGUCCUGGACAGAUUUGCGCGUCAACGUGUCAAGCCUAUCAGGCCCUUCAACGUUCGCGCAGCCGGCUUCACGGGAUACCUCGAUCUUGAGCCUGUGGCGGAUGGGCGCAUUGUGAGAUCGUACUGGGGGCCCUACGACCGCGGGUUUAAAGCCAAACAACUAGUUGAGGCAUGGUACGGACGUCAUGAAGAUGGCGUCAAGUUGGUCACGGGUAUGCUGGAUCGUUGGAUGGACUGGACAGUGCUUCCUCCGAAAAUUCAGGAUGAUGAGGGUCAGAAAGAUCGAGGUGUUUGGUCGCCUAGCUACUUCGAAAGGGAAGCUUACAGCGCCGAGCAUUGGUAUGAGCGUGUCAGGGAGAGUUUACCAGAAGCAAACGCGAUGGUACCACUGCCAACAUACGAAGUUCCGCGGUACCAGUUUAAGAGAGAGCCAAUGCCAGUAUUAUUAGGGCCGCCCACAUCUCAACAAGAGGUCAAAUUCCAACCUGGUGACGCAUACUCUAUAUCUCAGAAUGGCCUCCCAAUGCAAAAUGACGACGCGCCCUUGGGGUGGAUUUUAGAUGCCGGCGGUAUCGUCACCGGUAUGGACUGGGCACCUCUGAACAACGCCAACUCGCCGCAACUUCUAGCCCUCUGUGUUAUUCCACAUUCCGAUCAAGAACUAUACGAUUACGAACAGGAAUCCUUGAAUCCAGAGUUCCAAAAGUACGGCACUGUGCAGUUAUGGGAGUUCGUCGGAGAGAGGCAAGAGAAUGGCUUUGCUCGACCUUCGAUGCAACCUCCAAUACUGCGCAAGACGAUAUGUCUCGAAUUUGGGCGGGCUCGAAGAGUGAAAUGGAGUCCCGCAUGCGGUUUCUUGGCCAUUCUUUGCGAUGAUGGCAACGUGUACGUAGUGGAGGCUGGUGACGGCGGAGGGGGAAGUUAUGAAAAAGUUGCGCAGCCAAUAGCUGUAUUUGGCUUCCCAGAUGAAGACGCCAAAGCGACCGCGCUUACAUGGAUCAACUUCAACAGGCUGGUCGUAGGUUAUACUGACGGCUCUAUUGCUAUUUGGUCCCUCCGUCCUCAUCGCCUCCUAUCCCGACAUCCUGUCCACCACAACAUCGUGGUCGAUCUCGUCUCAGGCUAUCCAGCAAUGCCCUACCUCGUUGCCUCAACCCCUGUAGGUGGGACUGUCAAACUGAUUGACCUUCGUGCGCCAAGUUUCGAGUCAACCGAAGUCCAGAACCUUACAGUCGGAACACAACCAAAUUUGCUUGGAUACAGCGAUCACCUGCUUGGCUUCUACUCCAUGUACCCAUCCGCCGGUGUUUUGAAUACCCAUAUCGGCUUCAUGCACCAUUCGCAAUUCCCUGUUGCGCGUCGUGUCUUUACAGGGGAAAGCUUUCCUUCAUGUCUCGCAGUCGGACGAACACAUCCAUACCUCCUUGUCGGCUCUCUAGACGGCUCACUGUGGGCUAUCAAUCCACAGGUUGAACUCUUCACCACAAGACGUGAACCCACGGACCGUAUCCGAGUUUUCCAUCACGAACAUCGCCCUGCAAAGCUUUUCCCCACUGGCUCACCCGCGGCAGCGCGAGGAGUGUCAAGAAUAGUGACAGGCUUCAUAUUGGAGCGCAGCCUGACUAAGCAUUCAGCCCAUAAACCGCCGGUCAAGAAAGGGAAGAAGCCAAAGAAGAAGGAUACCGACACAGCUGUCGGGGACGAUGAAGAAGAAGGGGGCGCAAUCAUGGAUCCGACCCGAGCCAUCAUCUACGAGCCACUGACAAGGAUCACGGUGGCCGAAUGGAAUCCUAACGAAGAGUAUGGAUGUUGGGCUGCUGUGGCGAUGGGCUCAGGUCUGGUGAGGAUCACAGAUCUCGGCUUGACGAUAACAGAAGAGGAGGAAAACUAGUCCAUGAGACACUGAGAACCCAUAAUGGUGUGGUGGUAGUCGAAAGCCUUGGCCAUGCCGUAAAAGUGUGUGACGGCUGCAAGGAUGACGAAAAUGUGGAAGAUCUGAUGCGAGCUUCCCCAGAUAUCAAAGGCGCCAGGUGCGCUUCUCUCGGGCCAACGAGCCUAUCAAGUCAGAUUUAGAUGCUUUACGUGAAGAGUCGUGGAGGACAUACCGCAUAGAGUACAGCGCCAAAGAUGUACAUUACACCAUGGAGGAGAACCCAGCUGAGACUCAUGCGAUCUUCAAGACCUUGGUAACCAUAGAUGAAGAGGCCAUGGAUGACAGGAACAACGCCAGAGAGACCAAGGCCGAUGAACAUCAUUGCACGAUAUGGACGCCAUGCUGGGGUCCGGAAGCGCUCAACCCAUGAAACGAUUGUGCAUCCAAGGCCGAGUAUACAUAUCUAUUUUUGUCAGCAAGUUUCUCUGCCAUCAGUAGACACAUCCUGAACUUACAACCCAUAGAUAGAAGGCCAUCAGAUUAGGCAGACAGAAGAAACCGUAAUACAGAGCUGGAACAUAGCUGCCAACGAUCAAAGCCACGAUGCCUGUGUAAUCCAACUUGUUCCCCCACUUCGAAACAGUAUCGCUGUGAUUCGACAAAGUGUGGUACGUGGCACUCAUUCCCAGACAAACAACAGCGCCUCCAAAGAAGCAUGCAAAGACGAAUACGUCAGCGCUACUUGCGCUUUCGUACCGUGGACGGACAACUCGAUCAACAUAUGCUGCACUAGCGAGAAAGACUAUGGCACCGAGGAGGUGAGACCAGAUGUUGACGGAUUCAUUGUGGAGGUAGAAGAGGGAGCGGAACGAAUGGGCAUAAGAGCCAUGAGAUUGGCGGUAGCCCGAGAG
This is a messenger RNA of Fusarium verticillioides 7600, 3014 nucleotides long. RefSeq lists its product as hypothetical. Gene Ontology annotation, cellular component: transcription factor TFIIIC complex. Lineage: Eukaryota; Fungi; Ascomycota; Sordariomycetes; Hypocreales; Nectriaceae. The transcript is spliced from 2 exons. The coding region runs from base 1 to 2121 and encodes 706 amino acids. Gene Ontology annotation, biological process: transcription by RNA polymerase III. The record is from RefSeq and is a predicted model, not a curated record. Gene Ontology annotation, molecular function: protein binding.